AUGGGACAUAAGGAGCAUGGAGGGACUUGGCACAUGGAAGCAGCUCAACUGGAUACGCAAAGGAAGAAGGGAGAAGCCAUCUUGAAGACCAGCUCGACCGUCUACUCGACCAACCGGUCGAGUUCCUCAACUCGACCGGCCAAGCUUCAACUCGAUCGAGCUGAGAAGUCAAAGUCAAACCCGAAAAAUCAAGCUGAUGGUGUAGUGGACACAAGCAAGAAAUUAGCUGAAAUCAACUCCAAGAUUGAAAAUCUCAACACAAGAGUUUAUUCUCUGGAGAAUCAUGCUUCUUCUGUUGCUGCUGCUACAAAGCAAGGACAACUACCUGGUAAAGCCAUUCAGAACCCCAAGGAACAGUGUAAGGUCAUCUUCACUCAAGAGGGUCUUGAUGAAGAGGAGGAUCAAGAGAGAGUAAUGGAGGAGUUUUGUAUGCUGCUGAAUGACGACGAGAUUGUUGCUGCUGAGGAUCCUGAGGUCCAGAUUGAUCAACCAGAUGUGCAAAUACCUACUGUGGCCUUGCACACUUCACCACCAGUUGAUACAUCAUCAGGCCGCCUACUCAGUCAAAGCCACAAGGAAGUGAUUCACAAGUUCAGGAGAGACCUAAGUGAGGUUGGAGUUGAGUUGCCUUCUAUGGAAAGCAUGAGUGAGGCCUUUGAGAAAAUGAAGUUAAUUCAAGAUGUUCUGACUCACAAAGACAAGAUUUCUGAGCUUCUGGAGAUGUCUACUCACCAAAUCAACCUGCUUACCUCACCUACUUUCUUACCAAAGGUGAAGGAUCAAGGGAAAUUCACUCUCCCUUGUACACUUGGGCAUAUUGAGCUUGACAAUGCCUUGGUGGAUUCUGGUGCAAGCAUCAACCUCAUCUCACUCACAAUGGCAGAAAAGAUUGGCAUUGCUGGAGCAUUGCAGUGCCCUACUACUUCAAUCAUGUUUGGAGAUGCAACUUCUAAGUCUCCUCUUGGUGUGUUCAAGAACUAUCACUUGAAAAUUGGAGAAUGCAUAAUCCAAACUGAUCUUACUGUCAUGGAGAUGGAAGAAGAGAAGGAUCUACCUCUGCUAUUGGGAACCCCAUUCCUUAGCACAGUUGGCGCUUCAAUAGACUUUCACAAACAAGAAGUGAUUCUUCACAAGGUUGUGAAGGAAAGGGUUGACAAAGAACCAAGAGUUGGGAAGGAUAAGGUUGCGAAGGACAAAGGAGUUGAUAGAGGACCAAGGAUUGAGAAACCACACCUUGAGAAGGCCAGAGUUGAGAGACCACGUUCUGAGAGACCACGAGCUAAUAGGCUAGUUCAAGCACCUUGUGUACUUGAUGAGGAAAGCCUCCAAGCUUUGUUUGAUGAGCCACUAGGAAGCGCUCAAAAAGAAGAGGAGGAUGCAGCCUCAAAGGCACUUGUGGGAGAGAAAAGAAAGAACCCAUCAGCCCAGGUUUCCUCAGCCAAGCCAUCUCAGCUCACAAUGACCUUCUUCCCCACCAAGUUUUAA
Messenger RNA from Microthlaspi erraticum, 1485 nucleotides. The record is from the annotation of a GenBank genome assembly. NCBI's taxonomy places the organism in Eukaryota, Viridiplantae, Streptophyta, Magnoliopsida, Brassicales, Brassicaceae.